AUGACGUUGGUCGUCGGAGGCGAACGGGCGACGCGACGGGUGGCGUGGUGGCUCGGCGGAGGGUGCGCGUGGGUGUUCUCCAUGGUCGUCCUGGGAGGGAUGACGAGGCUGACGAGGAGCGGAUUGUCGAUGACGGAUUGGAAGUUUGAGUACGAGCAUCCACCGCUCACGGACGAGGAUUGGGCGAAAGAGUUUGAAAAGUACAAGCAAAGCCCAGAGUACAAGAAGUCGAACUUGGGGAUGACGGUGGAGGAGUACAAAUUUAUUUAUUGGAUGGAGUACGGGCACCGCAUGUGGGGGCGCGUUUUGGGGUUGUACUUCGUCGCCCCGCUCGCGUACUUUGCGUCGAAAGGGUACGUCACCUCGGCGUUGGCGAAGCGAUUGGGAGUCUUCUUCGUUCUCGGCGCGGCGCAAGGCAUGAUUGGCUGGUGGAUGGUGAAGAGCGGUCUCGAGGAGCAAGAGUUUUCGUACGACGUGCCGCGAGUGAGUCCGUAUCGACUCGCCACACACUUGACGGGAGCGUUUACCAUUUACACCGGUAUGCUUUGGACGACUUUGAACGUCAUCUAUCCCGUUUCGCCGAGUCAAAGCGCUGGAGCGAGCAAGGCGCUCAUCGACGCGACGAAGCGUUUGCAUCGCGUGGUGCACCCGCUCGCCGGUCUAAUCGGCGUGACGGCCAUCUCUGGAGCUUACGUCGCGGGCAUGGAUGCAGGUCGUGCUUACAACACAUUUCCUUUGAUGGGCGGACGCUGGAUUCCAGAAGAGUACCUCGACCAGUGGGAGCAGAAAGGCUGGAGAAAUUUCUUUGAAAACACCGCCGCGGUGCAGUUUGAUCAUCGCGUCCUCGCCUUGACCACCUUGGCGAGCGUAUCAGCCGUUUGGCUCGGUCAUCGAAAUUCUACCGCAUUGCAUCCGAGAACUAGAAUGCUUCUCCACGCCCUCCUCGCCACGACCGCGGGGCAGGUGACUCUCGGAGUCACCACGCUCCUUCAUCAUGUGCCCGUCGAGCUCGGCUCGGCGCACCAAGCGGGAGCGUUAACUCUGUUCACCGUUGUCUUAGCCUUAAUGCACUCCUUAAGAGGGCCUAAACGCUUGCGAAUUUAG
Ostreococcus lucimarinus CCE9901 is the source of this 1104-nucleotide messenger RNA. RefSeq lists its product with no specific name. The transcript has a single exon. The record is from RefSeq and is a predicted model, not a curated record. Gene Ontology annotation, molecular function: oxidoreductase activity, acting on NAD(P)H, heme protein as acceptor. Gene Ontology annotation, biological process: heme A biosynthetic process. The coding region runs from base 1 to 1104 and encodes 367 amino acids. Gene Ontology annotation, cellular component: mitochondrial inner membrane. NCBI's taxonomy places the organism in Eukaryota, Viridiplantae, Chlorophyta, Mamiellophyceae, Mamiellales, Bathycoccaceae.